Molecule: messenger RNA, 1926 nt
Organism: Cyclocybe aegerita
Lineage: Eukaryota; Fungi; Basidiomycota; Agaricomycetes; Agaricales; Hemipholiotaceae
Source: the annotation of a GenBank genome assembly
AUGUCCUCAUCCUCCGAUGACACGAAGGCCUUGCACCGGCUCAUCCGAUUCAUUGCUCGUCUUGCCGUUAAUUCCUUCUUCACUGAAGUCAGAGUCAUUGGAGGAGAAAACGUCCCGAAGGAUGGUCCUAUCAUUGUGACCGCUACACACCACAACAUGAUGCUUGACCCCGUGGUUCUGUCUGUCGGGUUCCCCUACCAGAGGAUGCUCAACUAUUGGAGUAAAGCAAGCUUGUUUGCCCAUCCGGUUAUGCGCUGGAUCUUGUUCUCCUCCGGCAACAUCCCUGUAGACCGUAAAUCGAAAGACCGACAGGUUCUGUUCAAGGGAACAAUCGAGGCUCUGUGCAAGGGUGAGGCUGUUGCACUGUUUCCUGAGGGAACAAGUUACACGGAACCCCGAAUUAUGCAAGUCAAGGAUGGUGCAGCUUGGGCAGCCCUGGAAUGCACCAAAUUCGUGAGGGACAAUCCUGGCAGAGCAGCCCCACAAGAUGUCAGGAUAGUCCCCGUUGCCAUCGUUUACACGAACAAGUCCAAGUACCGAAGUGCGGUCAUCAUGGAGUUUGGAGGGCCAAUUUCCUUGGACGAGUAUAAAGAGCAAUUCUUUUCCGGAGAGGAAGGCGCGCCACGUUUGGCUGUCAAGCGUCUAACGCAUGCGAUCGAGCGAGAGCUCGUUGGGGCCAGCAUCAACGCUUCAGAUUGGGACACGCUCUUUGCAGCAAGAAUGGCUAGAGACAUCCUAUGGGUUGAAGAUAGGUCCAUCCCGUUGGAAGACUUCGUUGCCAUCUCACAGACCCUCGUUGACCUCUUCUCCUACCCGGAUAUCACUGCUAACUUCAAAUCUGUCAAACGGAACUUGCUUGCAUAUUAUUCUCUUCUUCAAUCAACACACCUCACGAACUCUGUUCUAUCAUCACUUCCUCUCCCACGCACAUUGGAUCCCAACACACCAGCCACAAUUCCAAGUCGACUGUAUACGAUACUAAUUCUCAUUCGGGACUCUAUUUUGGCUCUGGUCCAAUUACCCUUUUUCUUCCUUCCUCUCAUCGUUCACAGUCCUGCCUAUAUGAUGGGUGGCCUCGGCGCUAAGCUUGUGGAGCACGAGGAGGAAACACAGGCUCAGAACAAGGUUGCUUUCGGUCUAAUAUCUCUACUUGUCAUCUAUCCUGCUACAUUUGUUUUUCUUUGGGCUCUAUUCUGGUAUACGCGUCUCGGCGCACUGUUGGCCGGAUUAAUUGUUUAUCUAUUCGCUGUCUAUCACAUCAAGAUGGUUGAUAGCAACUAUGAACGGGCGAAACGGUUCAUUGCAGCAUGGCGAGUGCUGGUAGGGGUAUGGACACCUAAACGGUGGGACUUGUCGAUUGGCGCACUAGCUCAGUACAUGAAGCCGCGGACGCCACCGCCCAAUCCGUGGAUUGACCGGCCGAAGGCGGCAACUCCUGCGGCAGUCGAGGAAGAAGUCGCACGGCCGGGGAGCCCAACGGAUUUCAAGCUGCAAGAAGAGCCUCCUGUGAAGAUGCGGGCAGCUCGCAGGCCCCCAUCGCGGCGACUCGUGCGUCACGUACUGCGAUCCCGUGUGGAAGCGAUGAACGCGUUGGCUGGGUUCUUCGAUAGCCUGGGGCAGGCUGGCUACGACAAGAAGAUUAAAGCAAGCCCCCACCUUGCGAGGAUGUAUGGGGGUGGUGUCGGUAGUGGAUCGGGAAGUGGCGCUGACGCUUCGCUUCGAGAAGGGCAAGACGGAGGCGUGGAGGAAGGCUGGCGCUAUGGGGGCGAGGUUGUGACGUUCCUCAAGAAACGGGGUGCGAAGAUUCCAACGUUAGGACAAGGGCCAAUGAAGGAUGAAUGGGCGGCGCUUAGCAGCGAAGGGGAGGGCGACACGACGGGAGAGGAGACUGAAGAGCCGGUUUGGGUGCCCCGCAGCGGUGGCUAG